Salvia hispanica is the source of this 1129-nucleotide messenger RNA. NCBI's taxonomy places the organism in Eukaryota, Viridiplantae, Streptophyta, Magnoliopsida, Lamiales, Lamiaceae. The record is from RefSeq and is a predicted model, not a curated record.
CAAGUUUCUGCUUCUCUGAAAACCGCUCAAUUCUCUCUCUCGCGUAGGAGCAGAAGGUGUUUUGAAGAGCAAUUUGAAGCUUGCGCGUGAAGUUUGAUUGCUAAUCAAAGCACUGCGCAGAAUUCGUAUGCACCGCGGCUAGGAACUAUGCAGAGAGAAAUCUCAAUCUCGACCGGAAUCUCCACUAUGCCUUUCAACGGUGAAUUCGAUUUCGAUCUGAAUCCGCUGAUGUACUCGUCGAUUUUCCCGCCAAAUCAUUCGUCAGGCUUCGAGAAUAACUACCUAAACGACGACGGAUCCUCCGAUUUCUCUUCCGCUGGGGGCGAGAAAGCCUAGCUCCGUGCUUGCCCCAAUUCCAGCAGAUGCUGAGUCAGGACCUGACGAACCGCCACCGCAUGGUGCUGACGCGCCUCCGCAGCGCGGCGAAGCAGGCGCAGACGCUCCGGCAGGAGAACGUCAAUCUGAAAAUGGCAAACCUCGAUUUGAACAAUCGGUUGAAUCUUCCCCAACCUGCCGCCGCCUUUUCGGGUGUGGCCGCCGAUCCUCUUCCCGGGAUAUGGAAAAAGGGGGUAAGGGGAGCAAAGGGGGGGAACCCGAAGGGGAAAAACAGGGGGAUGUUCAAGACGUGCAACAAAUGGCAACAGACCGGAGCCUGCCCUUACGGAGCUAACUGCCAGUUUGCUCAUGGCAUUGCUGAACUCCGACCAGUCCUCCGCCACCCUCGUUACAAGACUGAGGUCUGCCGCAUGGUCUUGAACGGCGUCCCUUGCCCCUACGGCCAUCGCUGCCACUUCCGCCACACUCUCACCGAGGAGGAGGAGCUCGUGAGGGCCAUGAAUACCAGCACUCUUCAACCUAUGAACUACCGGUAACACAUCUUCAUGUGAUUACUCUUUAUCUGUGCUUUGCAUGAAAGAGAAUGGUGUUAUGUAGAAGUGGAUUCGACGAUGUAAGUAAAUAAGCAUCAAAUGUGCUAGUAACAUUGAGGCUUCGUUCGCAUAGAAUUCAUGUGUCAUCAUUUUGAGACUUUUCUUUACGUUUAAAUGUCAUUAUUCAUAAUAAUGCUUUGCCACACUGAUCACUUGGUUGAAAACUCAUUUUUGCGAUGUGUAGUCAUCAUUCAUGCUAA